ACAUUGCUGGAAACAUUCGACGACGACAAGAAGAAAAAAAGUUAACGGUGAGCAAAAAGGCAAAGAGCGAAGAAGGUGGAACAAAAAUAUCAAAAGUCCACAAUGGCGAGCACCGGUGUUGUGGUUCCGCGAAAUUUUCGCUUGCUGGAAGAGUUGGAUCAAGGUCAAAAAGGUGUUGGUGAUGGGACGAUUUCCUGGGGUCUCGAAAACGACGAUGACAUGACUCUAACACACUGGAUCGGCAUGAUAAUAGGCCCUCCCAGAACCCCCUAUGAAAAUAGAAUGUAUUCACUGAAAAUUGAAUGCGGCGAUAGAUAUCCUGAUGAACCGCCCGCAAUACGGUUUCUGACAAGGAUUAAUAUAAACUGCAUUAAUCAGAGCAAUGGUGUGGUUGAUCACAGAUUAGUGCCCAUGCUAUCCAGAUGGAAUCGGGAAUACACUAUAAAGUCAAUGCUUCAAGAAAUACGUAGAAUCAUGACAUGCAAAGAGAAUCUUAAAUUGGCGCAACCACCAGAAGGCAGCGUUUUUUAGUUGAUCACCUCAAUUGUCGUUACUGGCAAUUCAGCAACAGUUGCCGUUGCUGCUGCUGUUGUCCUGCAGUUGCUGUCAUCAAAGUUGCCGAAAAACGAAGUCAUAAAUCUUCAACGUAAACGUCGUCGUCGUUGUAUAAGUCGCCACCACUUCAACGUCUUCUCCUAUGAGAACGUGUUAUUAUUAUUAUCAUGCUUUUAAAUUUAAUUAAUCAAGUUAAAUCGCAAAAAGGAAACAUCAAAGAAAUAAAGUAACAAAAAUAGUAAUAAUAAGUGGAAGAAAUUUAAACAAAUAAUAAGUAACUAAGAAGGGAAUAUAUGAUAAACUUAAUCACACAAUCAAGUGAAAUUUAGGCGAACACUUGAAGAUUAAGAAAAGAACUACAGUAGUGACGAAAUAUGUGAAACAAACAAACAUAGUAUCUUACGAAUUCAUUAACAACAUAUACACUAGUAUCACACGCCUAUAACACACACACGGCCGAAGGAAGGAAAACUUGCAUAACGAUUAAAAUUAUAAAUGCAUAAAAUAUUUAUUAAUUAAUGAAAUAUUAAUUCAACAAUAGAUACGAAAGAAAAGCGAAAUAUGUUCUAUGUGCUGCUAAGUAAUUAUGCAACGUCAAUGAAACGAAAUAAAGUAGUAAACGAUGUUAACAUUCA
This is a messenger RNA of Anastrepha ludens (Mexican fruit fly), 1190 nucleotides long. It is a transcript of the gene Uev1A, whose product is annotated as ubiquitin-conjugating enzyme E2 variant 2. The record is from RefSeq and is a predicted model, not a curated record. Lineage: Eukaryota; Metazoa; Arthropoda; Insecta; Diptera; Tephritidae. The transcript is spliced from 4 exons. Gene Ontology annotation, biological process: protein K63-linked ubiquitination; DNA damage tolerance. The coding region runs from base 103 to 531 and encodes 142 amino acids. Gene Ontology annotation, cellular component: nucleus.